Molecule: messenger RNA, 2805 nt
Organism: Plectropomus leopardus (leopard coralgrouper)
Lineage: Eukaryota; Metazoa; Chordata; Actinopteri; Perciformes; Serranidae
Product: calcium-independent phospholipase A2-gamma-like
Biological process (GO): arachidonate metabolic process
Cellular component (GO): membrane
Source: RefSeq, a predicted model, not a curated record
AUGGGUCGCUACCUCAGCACCAAUUGUUCAAGUUCUGUGUCCUGCAAAAUUAGGUACCUAAUGAGCCUUCUCAGAAAGUACCCUCGUCUGGCUAAAGCACCACUCAGCCUGGAACUCCACAGAUAUUCACUGCUGUCAUCCCCUCAUCCGUCCAGAUUUACAAGAAAAGCUGCUUUUUAUAUUUUAAACUCAACUGGUACGGGCUCUACCUCUAACCACUUCCUCAGAAAUUUUAGCAAAGAACUGAAACAUCUCUCGGUGCGUUUUUAUUCGUCCUCCAAGAAGAGUACUUUCAAACCUGAAGCUCCAGUUGGGAUCUUUGAGGAGGCUCAGAACAGUAUUGUUUUGAGUUCACUGGGCGGACGUCUUGGUCAGUCAUUUAACAGAUUGUCCAGACACAUUAACAUUUAUUUCAAGACAAAGGAUGUUGUACCUCUUGCUGAAAACACCGACCUUGUCACAACUUCAGAAUAUCUUGGCAGAUCACAGAGGCGUCAUCAAAGUCAACAGGCACCCAGAGAGCGAAAUGUAUCCAAGCGCAAGGACUCAACACAGACCCUGAAAAGCAAAGACAAACAGGAGGGUUCAGAAUUGAGUCCUUCAACAAAGGACAACUCUGGACUCCAACUUUUUCACAUUAGCUCUUUGGCGACAACAUUCGGUGAGAGCUACAGUUACGUUGCGAAUCACAUUAACUCAGUCUUCUCUCGCAGUUUUUCAAAAGUUCAAAUGCAGGAGAAUACAGAAACCAUGUCUUCCACCAGAGGGACAAACAGGAGGCAAACAAGGAGAAAAAUGCAAAACACUUACAUCAUGAAGUCUAAAGACACUGAAGUGUCUGAAGUCAAAUCAGGUCCUGAUCAGGCAACAGUUGAACCCAACAAUAUGUCCAGCAGCUGGGAGGAGAGCUACCUUUACUUUGCGAGACACGUCAAUAAAUACUUUGGAUCCAAAGUUGCAGAAAAAGUUAACCAAGAUCAGAAUAGGAGAAAAGAACUUCCUAUGGAGAAAAAUAGCACUUACAAGCAACAUAUUUCAGCACAGUCUACCUCACAAACUCAAGGUGCCUUGUCACAACUAAAGACAGACGAAGCAGUCGUCCCUAAAAGCAGAGGCCUUUUCCACAGCAGCCGCAAUACCACAAACUUUGGUGAGAACUAUUUCCAGAUGGCCGGCCACAUCAAUCAGUAUUUCAAGGGUCAAAGUGAAUUGGACGAGGACACUGAUAGAAGAGCGAUGGACCCUGGAUCUGCUACCUCUGAGACACUGAAGAUUGUGUCCUUUAUGGACUGCCUUCGCCACCCCACGAGUGCCAUCCCUGACUUGUUGGGUUCUUAUUUAAAACUGGGCCCCUUGACCCAGACUGGUAAACCCCAUCCUGCUGUGACUUCACCUGGUACAAUUCUGAAUAAAAAGCUUGUCCUGAGUCGGAGGCAGGCAGAGGAAAUGACACGCGGGUUGAUUGGCUCCCUGUCCCAGGCUUCAUCUUCAGAAGCUCUGUUGGCCUGCGUGGAGGCACUCAAUGAACACCUCAUCCGUUACCCAUCAUGCAAAGCUUUAAUGUGGCAGGAGAAAACUGCAGUCACGUUGUUGAGGAAGCGAAGAACUUGCAGAGAUAACCUGAUGCUUCAGAGCGCCAUUAGAGAAAGCUUGGCUCUGAUCGGUUAUGUGGGUCCAGUCAAAGGUCGCGGCAUUAGAGUUCUCUCAAUUGAUGGUGGUGGCACAAGAGGGGUGGUACCUCUGCAAGUGUUAAAGCUACUGGAAGCUGAAACAGGCAGGAAGAUCCACCAGCUGUUUGACUACAUUUGUGGCGUGAGCACAGGUGCUGUUCUUGCCUUCAUGUUGGGUCUGGCCCAUUUUUCUCUGGAGGAGUGUGCUGAUAUGUAUCGUCGCUUUGGCUCUGAAGUGUUUCGGCAGAACCCGCUGGUUGGCACCGUGAAGAUGGGCUGGAGUCACUCCUACUAUAACACUGAGACCUGGGAGACAAUACUUCAAGAAAAGCUGGGAAAUCGAGUACUUAUCAAAACAGCCGGAGAUGAGUUGAGUCCCAAGGUUUCAGCAGUGAGUGCAGUAGUAAACUGGGGAACCAGUCCGAAGGCCUUCGUCUUCCGCAACUACAACCACAAGCCCGGCUCUCUGAGCCGCUACGCGGGAGGCUCAGGCUGCCAGAUGUGGGAGGCAGUGAGAGCAUCAUCGGCUGCUCCAGGAUACUUCCAGGAGUUUCCCUUACAAAGUGACAUUCACCAGGAUGGAGGAAUCAUCCUGAACAAUCCCUGUGCCUUGGCUGUUCAUGAGAGCCGUCUGUUGUGGCCCAACCAGCCCUUCCAGUGUGUGCUGUCCCUCGGCACCGGCCGCUAUGACAAUGCUAAGCGGGGACCUGCCACCUCCACCAGCCUGAGGGCCAAAAUCAGCAACCUCAUCAGCAGUGCCACUGACACUGAAGGGGUCCACACCCUUUUGGACGAACUGCUGGCUCCAGAUGUUUACUUCCGCUUCAACCCCAUGCUUAGUGCUUUGGUGUCCCUGGACGAGAGCCGACCGCAGGCCCUGGACCAGCUGCAGAGAGACACCCAGAACUACCUGGAGAGAAACAGGCCCAAACUGGCCCGGCUGUGUUUGGUGCUCGGGGCAGAGCGCUCAGCUGCCAGCAGAUCUAAGGACUGGAUGAGUGAGAGGGCCUGGGAGAUGAAGCAGAGAUGGGUGUGAGCAGGUGCAGUGUGAGGAGGUACGUCGACACAAAGAUGCAUACAGGUGCACACACAUGCAGGUCCUGGACAAAAUAACAGAAACAUUUUUUUUUUAAAG